Salmo salar (Atlantic salmon) is the source of this 1326-nucleotide messenger RNA. Lineage: Eukaryota; Metazoa; Chordata; Actinopteri; Salmoniformes; Salmonidae. The record is from RefSeq and is a predicted model, not a curated record.
AUGCAUCUCUCAGGCCCAGGGGGCACAGACCCAGGCUACAUACGACCUAGACCGGGGGACAGGAGUACCCACUGCCUCUCAGGCCCCCUCACCCCUGACCAAGACCUAGACCAGGGGGACAGGAGUACCCACUGCCUCUCAGGCCCCCUCACCCCUGACCAAGACCUAGACCAGGGGGACAGGAGUACCCACUGCCUCUCAGGCCCCCUCACCCCUGACCAAGACCUAGACCAGGGGGACAGGAGUACCCACUGCCUCUCAGGCCCCCUCACCCCUGACCAAGACCUAGACCAGGGGGACAGGAGUACCCACUGCCUCUCAGGCCCCCUCACCCCUGACCAAGACCUAGACCAGGGAAACAGGAGUACCCACUGUCUCUCUGGCCCCCUCACCCCUGACCAAAAUCUGGUCAGGGCUACCCUCUCUCUCUCCCUCUCUGACGAGCUCAGUAGUGAGGAAGCCAUAUGCCAGAGCACCAUCUCACAUUAUGGAGAGGAGGAUGAGGACAGUGUCCAUAGAUUUAGAAGGAGAUGUGAGGAGGAGAGAGAUGAAGAAGAGGAGGAAGAGUGUAAGGAGGAAGAGGAUCAGUAUGAUAUUCUACCAGCCCCCCGGAACUCUGAGUAUCACAUCAACCAAUCAGAUGAAGACUUGACUGAUGGAGAGGACCUCUAUGACUUCCCACUGUCCAAUAGCAGGGCAAGUGACCGCCAAGAUUAUAGCGAGAUGACAGAGAGCAUCUAUGACGUCCCCAGUUCCCUAAUGAGGAAAAUGUCUGAACACACACUUGCAGAGCCUUACCCUGGAGGUGAGAUACUGGUGGAGGACAGGGGCCUCCUGGAUGACAUGAUGGCCGGUCUGGGUGGAGGGACGGUGGGCUGGAUAACAGGUGCUUCUACUGGCUCUGUGGAGCCCUACGGGCUGGCUCAUCAUGGCUCUUAGGACUGGUAUAUAGUAUAGACUCUGGAUAAUAGAGACUGAAUGAGUUUUCCUCAUUCAAAUUGUUCUAUAAAGCUUGACACAUUCUGUUAGAGAUUUAAAUAUGUUUACAUUUUAUGAAAAAAAUCUAAUUUGUCAUGAUAUUCUAUUGAUAUUCUAUUCUAUUCUCUUUUAAUACAAUCUACUGUCAAUGAAAUAUCAUAUUAAAUAACUAACUUUAUACUGUCAAAGUGUUCCACUUAGUAUAUAAUGUCAGGAGAGAGGUACUAUAGUAUUCAGUCAGACACUAUCCUUUUUUAGGAGGUAGAUCAGCUUUAAUAUUGCAGAUAGAUUGUGGCUUCUAUCAAUGUAAUUGUCACGUCCUGACCAGUAAAGGGGUCUAUUUGUUAU